GAAACCAUAAAAAUCAACAUAUUAAGACGAAAUUCAUCAAAGGCUUUCUUCCUCAGAUCAAGAGGUAAGAGUUGUGUAUUACAUAUAGAAUACUUCAUAGAAAGUGCGUGGUUAUGGUAUUUUAAAAUACGACUGAGUUGUUGCAGUUUGAAAAAUCUCACUUCCUGCUCUCGCUUAUACUCGUUCCAUGGUUUAAUAUUUGAGUUUGAACUCGAACUUGAAAGUGCGUGGUUAUGGUAUUUAAUACGACCGAGUUGUUGAGGCAUGAGAAAUUAAUCUCACUCCCUGCGCUCACUGUACUCUUGUAAGCUCGUGUUUAUACUCGUUCUAUGGUUAUUAAAACUUUAGAAUACCGGCGGCCACUUGAAUAUUUGCAUCUCUUUGAAUGACAAACAUUCCUAUUAUGUUAUUCCUCGAUCAGCUGUAAGAGCAGUUGUCUGUAAGAUUCGAACUAUAUACUGAAAAGUCGCUGCCACACUAUCUUACCGAAUUGGCUGAAAAUUGGCAUUUGGACUUGAUUUGGGGUCUUUAAUAAGGAAUAGCUAACUUAAGGUUUUAAUUCCUCCUAUUUCGGAAAUUAUGGACAUGGCCGGUUUUUGGGUGCUUCGGACCGGCGCCAUAUUGGUUAAUAGAAGAUGUUUUUGAGCCUUCGACUACAGCCCUGUCUUGAAAGCUAAUCUUUCUUUGCCGAUACAAAUGAAAGAACUAUCCCUCUUUAUUGUAUUUUUAGAAGCUACUUCGAAAUUGAUAACGUUUUCGCAACGAUAUGAUCGAUUAAACUUUGGUGGGUUUACUUUUUGAAUUUUUUACACCUGCAAAAUUAAUAGAACGUCAAAGGCGUAUAUCUCUCUUGUCAUAUCGCAUUGAAGCUUGCCACUCGUACUCUGCCUGAAUACUCAUUGUUUGUAGUUAAAUCUAGUUCGUUAAUAAAAAAAAUUGGGCAAAUUUAACGGAGCAGAGACAAAAGUAAUGAAUGGAAGAGUGUUCUAGCGACUUUGUCAAUAAGCUUUACACCGAAUACUCGCCAGGUGUCUAGUAAUACUAUGGGUUAUUUUUGGGCCUGGGUUUUCCCAAUAUUGGGAUUGAAAUUUCCCAUCCAAAUCCCAUCAAGUCUAGAAUAGACCAACAGCUUUUGUACAAAUCAACUUUGAUAAUUUGCAUUUUCUUAUCAAACAGUUUUAAUGCACUUAACUAUAUUUUUGGUUUAAAUAAAACAUAGUGCAUAUUUUGUACAAAUAAUCUAUUUGAAUUUAUUCAAAUAAAUAAGUAUACAUAUCUUAGAAUUUCAAAAUAUCUUAUUCAAAUGCAUCCAUCAAUGUCUCAAGUGCAUUUACACUGACUGGUUGUUCGAUUUACAGUACAAUAUGGAAAGCAUCAAGACUUCUUGCUUAUAUAAUGUAUAAUAUAGAACAUUAACUAAUCCAGCACAACAUGCUUCAAAGGUAAGGUCUUUGCUUGGUUAAAACUGUUAGUACCCUUGAGGAAAGGUUACAACAGUAAACUCUUUUUAAGUUCUCAGAAAAAACACAGUCCUUUUAGGAAUUAAUUGUCAUAAAAUCAACAUCAUCACUUUUAAAUUGAUGAAAGGUAACUAUAUUUCAGUCCCCUUGUUCCCUUUUAUCAUAGUCAUCUUCAGCUGGGAUCAACAGGUUCACCAGGGAUGCCACAUAUUUGUGCCUUGCUGGCUUCUUGGAUACUCCCCCCCCCAAUAGUUGAGAUAGUGUGAGGGACAUGAGAUUUCUAGGUGUGACAGAGAAUCUCAGUCUUCUUCAGCAGCCUUGAGAUCUCCUCUCUACCCCAAACACUUCCACAUAUAAAUCUCACAAUCAUCUUGCAAAGUUUUGGUGACAACUGAAUACUGCUACCCCCCUCUGCAGUACUAGCCUGGAGAGGUGGUGGGUUUGCGUCUUUUUCGUUUUCAGAUUCAUCUGGUGAAAGUGUCGACCCAGAUCUACUAAUAUCGCCACUGUUCUGCAUUUUUUAAAUCAGUAAUGUAAAUCAAAAACCUACAAAAUUUAAAUAUGGUGUAUGUUUUAUAAUGCAACCUGUGUUAAAUCCAGCAGAUGGAACUGCACAUGUGUACUUACUUUACCUCAUACUUUAUACUUGAUAAAGCACUCCUGCUCUUUAAACUAUACAUAAUUUAGAUUAUAUCUGCUUCCUACCAAAAAUCAGUAUGUACUCACAUCUUCAUCACCCUUUGAAAAAACCAAGUUAUUUGUUCUCUGUCUGAACGUUUGACCUUCAAUGCAAUAAAUAAUGAUAAUACCUGAAAAACGACCUAGUGAUACAAAUAUGCAUGUAAUGCAUAUUUUUAUGUUCCUUUUCAUCUCCACAAUAUGGCAUACAUACAUAUUUUUAGUGUAUUAUAUAUUAUAAGCUUAUAUAUUAUCUGAGAUGAAAACCUAGAAAGCUAUGACCUUCACUCCUGCCAUUUUUACAGUAGUCAAAACAUGUAUCGUGCUAGACAGUUUUUGUCAUUCUCAAUCAAGUCAGUGCUUUUAUUUUGGAACGUGUAGGUAUUAGAGUUCUCGCAAUUUUCACUGGUAGUAGUCAUGUUUCAUUAGAAUUAAGCUUCGUUGGUGUAUAGAUAUAGGUAUAGGUAUAGGUAAAUCAUUGAUAUGCAUAAGGGUCGAGUCCAUGACGUCACCCAUUGAUAUAACGUGGGUAAAAAUGCGUUCCUCCAUCUAAUAACUGUCUUCCUGCAUAAUAAUUCGGUAUAGGUUUACUAAUGAGCAUCUCUCUACUACAAUAGGAACAAUAGGCUUGCCUAGGCUUGCCCGUUAAGUAACUUGAACCUGGUUUGAACGUCUAUUAAGAGGCAAAAAUAGGAAUAAGAAAGCGAUCACCUAGCAACGCGAGAAACGGCUUACUAUAUCUUAUUUAGCGCUAAAACUCGUACAAAACACAUACACAAAAUAGAACUGAAAACUCUCUAUUUCAAUUUUGUCUGACGUUUUCUCCUAUCUAUCGCGAGGAAAUGAAAAACUAUUACAGUCUCAGCGUUUCACGGACAGUUAGUCACUUAAUUGUGCGAGUUCGCAAGCCCAAAGUUGAAUACCAAUUUCCUCUACAGGAAAGACCCAAGGGAGCACCUUGACGUAUUAUUAUAUAAACAGUUUUAUAAAUAACUUAACAAGGAUCAAUUAAAACACGCGACUAAUAAUUGCUAGCAAUAAAACCACAAGAGAGAUACCGUUUUAAAAACUUUAUUAAAAACAAUGACAAAAAGAGUAAAAUACACAGCGAUUUGUAAGGAAUGGAAAUUAAUUAAUCUUCAUCUUCGUUCUCCUCUUAGAAGGGAAAUAGAAAUUGGUUUCCAACGUUUUCGCGUUUUGUGUGUAACUGUUCCACAGUCGUGACACCGACACUUUCAUUUAAUUUCUCCCCUCGGGAAUCUGGUGAUCGCAUAUAGGACAAAUCUUGUAGUAAUCGUGCCAAAAGCAUUUAGAACAUUUCAUGAUCAAUGUGCAGUACACAUUAGUGUUCUCACAAUGUUCACAGGGACUUUUAGAGUGAAAGGCGGUGGACGUUUCAGGGCUACUACUUUCUGUUUCCUGAAUGUCGUUUUCAGUGUCGUUGUCGCUCUCUUGGGUGCCUUUAGCGUCAACGCCAUUCUCAGAAGGCACUUCCUCCUCCUCCUCCUGAUUUUCAAUAUCCGAUGAACUCUCCUCGUUAUUACUCUCGUUAUCGGAAGUAUUUUCUACAUUUUGGUAGCCUUUUAACUUUUCUAUUAAAUCACUUAACUUUUUGUUCUUGAUUAAACCUUUAUCGAUUCCUAACUCUGCAAGUCCAUCUAGAAACGUAUUCAGCGCAUGAGGCUUGGUAACCUCAGCGUUAUGAGGGAGUAACACAUACUCAACUAGCUCAGCGAUGUUUGUGACGGGAAUGGUGCGUUUAUUUCGCAAUAAUUGUCCGCUGGGAGUCCAGAAAAGAAUAUCUUUGGACGUAGCCAUACUAUAUGCAGCAAAUCAGAAGCACGCUUUUCCGGCAGGAAAACAAUAGAAAUGCGGUGGCGGUGGUGGUGGUGGUGGAAAGAAAACUGCAAUAGCAAUGUGGUGGUGGUGGUGGAGGGAAAACAAUUGAAAUGUGGUGGUGGUGGUCUUGAGGGAGGAAAACAAUAGAAUUUUAUGGCCUGAAAACCGUAAAAUGCGCAACAUUCUACCUCUUUCUCAGUCUCUUUCGUUCUGUUCUGUCUACGAAAACUCCUUGAGUAGAAGAGAUAGUAUGCAAAGGCACGUGAUGUCUAAACACCGCAAUGCUGGUCUCACAGAAUGUCAGCGGUUUUGCUUCGAGCAUCCUUCUUCACCUCCAUUAUUGCCGGAAUGACCGGGUCCUGGAUAACGGCCUGGGCUCGGUCUCUGUUGCAAUAAGCUUCAGAGACCAUUUACCCUUCCCCGGAGAGGAUCGUUUGGUGUUAUUCACAAAGGCAGCCUGCGUAUACACAAAUGUUAGUCGCCAUGCCACACAUUGAAUUCGUUAAGGGAAUUCCUACGGCUUUGGAGCAGGAUUUCCAUUUUGAUGCGAACAAACGGAAUUUGAUCAUGUUUGAUGAUCAGAUGAUUGAUGCCAGUAAAGACAAGCGAAUUGUGAACCUCUUUACUCGUGGUUCUCAUCAUCGCAAUCUGAGCGUGAUUUAUAUCGUGCAGAAUCUAUUUCACCAGGGGAAAGGUAGCCGCAGCAUAAGCCUAAACAGUCAUUAUUUGGUGUUAUUCAAGAAUCCACGAGAAAAAUUGCAAAUCUUGACUCUGGCCAAGCAAAUGUAUCCCGGACAAACUGAUUUCUUUUUAAAUCAGUACGAAGAGGCUGUAAAAAGACCUUUUGGUUAUCUUCUGAUUGAUCUGAAAACUACUACCCAAGAUAAUUGUCGGUUGCGAACAAACGUCCUGCCCAGUGAAGAAGGCUUUAACCAAGCAGGGUUUGAAGAAAAUAUUCCUCAAGAGCUUCUAAAAUGUCUGAAGCAGCAAACUCUUUCGCCUGUCCUGCUUCUUCCAGCUAUGCAAGAAAUACAAGGCAACAUGGAUGACGUGCUUUCUCGAAACGAUCUUCGGGACGAUAAAAAUGCUAAACGAUACUUUCAGUUGAAAAACAGAUACCUUGCUUUUAAAGAACAAUUAAAUACAAGAACACGACCGGAAGAAAUAAUCAGCACUGUUCCAGACUUAACAUCAAGGACACAAGAUUCUUCGACAGCAACGACAGCAUUCUCCACUCCCCUCAACCCCUUUAUUAACACAAGCCGGUAUCUCUCAAAAACCUGACAAAGAAAGCCUCACCCCUCCACAACCCUUAAAACCUGCUUUCCUGACCCCUCCUUCCACAGUAGAAAUCCCAUCACAACAAGGCCCGAAGCGCAAAAGGCGUCGGAUGCAAUUUGUAAAUUAUCUGGGUGAUCAUAAAGCUCAUGCCAAGCAGCUGAGGAAACGUCGGCAUAAGUAAUUCAAACCUUACAAGUACCCCAUGGGCGAAAAAGAUGAAGGUUAAUUAAUUUCUAUUCCUUACAAAUCGCUGUGUGUUUUACUCUUUUUGUCAUUGUUUUAAGUUUUUAAAACGGUAUCUCUCUUGUGGUUUUAUUGCUAGCAGUUAUUAGUCGCGUGUUUUAAUUGAUCCUUGUUAAUUUAUUUAUAAAAUUGUUUAUAUAAUAAUACGUCAAGGUGCUCCCUUGGGUCUUUCCUGUAGAGGUAAUUAGCAUAAUUAACUGACUAACGGUUCGUGAAACGCUGAGACUGUAAUAGUUUUUCAUUUCCUCGAGAUAGAUAGGAGAAAACGUCAGACAAAAUUGAAAUAGAGAGUUUUCAGUUCUAUUUUGUUUAUGUGUUUUGUUUAUAUAUAUCCGAGUUUUAGCGCUAAAUAAGGUAUAGUAAGCCGUUUCUCGCGUUGCUAGGUGAUCGCUUUCUUAUUCCUAUUUUUGCCUUUUAAUAGACGUUCAAACCAGGCUCAAGUUACUUAACGGGCAAGCCUAGGCAAGCCUAUUGUUCCUAUUGUAAUAGAGUAAUGCUCAUUAGUAAACCUAUACCGAAUUAUUAUGCAGGAAGACAGUUAUUAGAUGCAAGAACGCAUUUUCACCCAGGUUAUAACAAUGGGUGACGUCAUGGACUCGACCCUUAUGCAUGUCAACGAUUUUUCACUCACGUGGCCAGCAUCUAUGCAAAUUUAUUGUGAGAGUUCAACUCCCAGAGGACUGGUUUGGGACACCAACAUGGCCGCCGUUUCAUUGUUUUGGGACACUAAUAUGAGCGCCGUGACAUCAUGUGAAAACACUCUAUACCUAUAUCUAUAUACCAACGAGGCUUAAUUCUAAUGAAACAUGACUAUUAACCUCCUCAACCCCUCGACUUCAUGAAGCUUUAAUUUUCUUGCAAAAGUUCAGUAUAGUACGUAGGCAAACUGGACGGCGAUCGAAUAAACUAGGAAAUUUUAUAUUAGCUAGGAAAUGUUGAUUAAAUUGUUCUAGUCUUCGCUAAUGCAAAGUACCGCAGAUUGUUGUUGUUAAAUAAAAACACGCCUAAAAGUUAACGAAAACUAAAAAAGAAAGAAACUCGGAAGGUUUGUAGCAUUCUGGGCGGUUUCCCGCCGAAAAUAUAUGAGCAAGGUUCUUACGUUCAAACGGUAAUAACAUCCUUUAAUUCGUUUUAAGAUUUCCUUUGCACUUAGAUUCUCUAUAUCCCUAAAUUGUUCGUUUUGUUCAUCUUUAUCCGUUUUCUUCAGCUCUCAAGUCUGAAUUUUGCGAGGACAAAGCACUGGAGUUAAAUUUUCUUUUCCCGCCGCCAUCUUUAAGGAAGAAAGAAAGCCAUGUGGCGUUGGGGACGAGAAUGCCCCGAUUCUCUUUCCCCGCAUGAGCACAAAAACGGCUCGCACGAUCAGCGGGAGACGAAGUCAACCUCGACUCAGAGCUCUUCUGAGCAUGUAGAGGAGAGAGAUCAAGAGUUCUGGGGAACCCUGGAGCAAGAUUGCCUCUGAUUGGUUUAAGCAAAAAACAAUAAAAGUGUACCUGAUUGGUCCAUUUAAGUUUGCACGAGAGCGGUUGAACGUGCGGCGUGUCUGGCGUGUGAGCAGGUUUUUCCCAAGAAAUAGGGAACUUAAGGUGGCUCGAUACAGUUUUUCAGGGUCAAUACCUCCCAAGUUUGAGCGUAAACUACGUCGCCAUAAACAAAGAUUUGGAAAAAUUAACACCACAGUUGUAUUAGAUAAAGAUGAAAAUUGGUUAUGAUCAGGGUUACAAUGACAUCGGAGUUGUCAUAGCAACGAAAUGACGCCAUUACCUAUUUUACUUGCAGCAGUAUUUCUCGGCACUGGGAACUGUUCUUCCAAAAUCGUUUACUGGAGCUUUUACCUACGAUAGCUGCCUCAAUGUUCGUGAAGUUUAAGCGAAAUCUGUAAGAGCGUUAUCGAGAUAUUUUGGGAUGAAGUUUUUCUGGUUAGAAAUACGGUAAAAAAUUGACAAUCUUGAUGUUCGACUGUGAUCUGUGCUAAACGAAGCGCUUUUUUUGCAAUUUCACCUCAUAGUAGUUUCAAUCUUUUUAAAAACGUGUGUGAAAGAUCAUGGAGAUACCUCCAGCCGAUUGCUAGAAAGAAGGAUUUGAUUAGUACGUAUCGGGGCGCUCUUGUUAGCCGUAAUGUAAACAUUUCGGUUUACUUUAACAAAUUAGCGAAUAAUUUUUAAACCACUCGAUAAAUUUUCUAAAAAAUUUAAGAGUGUUGAGAUAAACCGUCCUUUUAUUUGACCUCUUAGUUUCAAGAUUAUUGAUAUAUUGUAAGGUAGUAAAAUAAGGGCUACAAUUCGCUAAUAUUUUGUCAGAAAUUUUGUCUUUGCAAGUGAGAGCCUCUUAUUAUUCAGGGGUAUUGUCUCAAAGUUUCAUUUUCACGUGAACAGCAGUAACUAACAAUGCAUUUGACAUAUGUAAAACUGCUAGCUAUUGUUAUGCACGAAAAUAUGAAACUUGGAGACAAUACCCUGAAUAAUGAGAGGCUCUCACUUGUAAACACAAAAAAUUCUGACAAAAUGUUAGCGAAUUCAAGCCCUUAUUUUACUGCCUUACAAUAUAUCAAUAAUCUUGAAACUAAGAGGUCAAAUAAAAGGACGGUUUAUCUCCAGAUUCUUAAAUUUUCUAAAAAAAUUAUCGAGUGGUUUAAAAAUUAUUCGCUGAUUUGUUAAAGUAGACCGAAAUGUUUACAUCACCGCUAACAAGAACGCCUUGAUACAUACUAAUCAAAUCCUCCUUUCUAGCAAUCGGCUGGAGGUAUCUCCAUGAUCUUUCACACACGUUUUCAAAAAGAUUGAAACUACUAUGAGGUGAAAUUGCAUGUCAAAAGCGCUUCGUUUAGUACAGAUAACAGUCGAACAUCAAGAUUGUCAAUUUUUUACCGUAUUUCUAACCAAAAAAACUUCAUCCCAAAUAUCGCGAUUACGCUCUUACAGAUUUCGCUUAAACUUCACGAACAUCGAGGCAGCUAUCGUGGGUAAAAGCUCCAGUAAACGAUUUUGGAAGAACAGUUCUCAGUGCCGAGAAAUACUGCUGCAAGUAAAAUAGGUAAUGGCGUCAUUCCGUUGCUAUGACAACUCCGAUGUCAUUGCAACCCCGAUCGUAACCAAUUUUCUUCUUUAUCUAAUACAACUGUGGUGUCAAUUUUUCCAAAUCCUUGUUUAUGGCGACGCAGUUUACGCUCAAACUUGGGAGGUUUUGACCUUGAAAAACUAUAUCGAGCCACCUUAAGAACCUCGACCAAGUUCACGACGACGACGUCUGUUGACCGGGAAAAGAGUGGAACGAGAAAGUCAGUUUCGGCGGGAAAAAGGAAACUUAAGAUGCAGUCGGUCGGUAGGUCGACGACGACGACACUGAAUGUAAACACAAAUGUAAAACUGUGAUGUUCGUUCGCAACAAAGUUUUUCGCAAUGGCGUCUUUCAAAACAAUGCAAGAUCUUGGGCGCUUUCCAUUUACGAAAAAAACCCGGAAAUUUCGGUGAUAGCAAAAGUGGAAUUUCCGAUUGGUAAAAAGUUGUUCCAUUUGGUCGUAAGCCCCGGUACGUGGCGGUGCCCGACCGUGGACCUGGAACUGGUACAAACUACGAGAAACGUAAAUGGAACACGACAUUCCGUUCGGAAAUUUCAAUCGGGAAAACGGGACCACCUUUUUAGAUUUUCCACCUUUUCUGGGAAUUUUCCAGUGGGACGAACCAACGAAACGUGUUCCAUUUACCGCCGAACCGGAAAUUCCGGAAAUUUUGAGUAAAUGGAAAGCGCCCCUUAUUUGUUCAAGCCGUACGUCUAAUGUCAUUGACGAUGAAAAAUUUUUUGUGUUGUCUGAGUGGAAAUGCACCUAAUUUCCGCUCGAAAUUAUUCAACUUUCAACUUGAAUGAGAUGACCGAGUCCGAGUGUCUGUCAGAGUUUAGAUUUCGAUUUCGAUGAUUUGCCUUACCUAAAUACGUACAUAUAAAUUUAUCACUGACAAUUCACUUACGAGUUCGCUCGCUAGUCCUCCACAGCUAUUGUCAUUCUUCGAAAAUCAAUUCAUUAGUCGAAUUUUCAAUCAACAUCGAUUGUUAGGAGAAAAAGGAACGAUACCUGGAUUUAGGAGGAUAAGAAAAUGGAGAGGCCUUCAAAAAUCGCUUAAAACAGUGGAUUUAUACCCGCCGAAGCUUGUGGAUUGCAGGACGACGUGAUUCUACUUUGUUUGGCGCGUCGACGACACCACGACGACGAAAUUUACUGGUCGCGCUUGCGCAGUACACUGUAACUCACUUCCGGUCGUCGUCGAUCGAGCCGUCGUCGUGGUUCUUAAGUUCCCUAAUGUUGAAGUAAACACGACCGGCCGAUUCUUGAUUUCAGCGAUUCCAAAACAACGUUUGCACGACUUAUUAGGCAGAAUUACUGGAUUUUCCAGUUUUCAAAUAAAAUAGCUUAGCUACAUAUCGAAAAUUGAACCAGAAAAAGAUUUGAAUGUAAAAAAAUAGAAUAAAAAUACACUGACAUCUUUGCCAGCUAUAAUUUAAGAAGCACGACACAUUACUGAUCAUUCUUUGACUUCCACGUUAUCAUAUUCACACGAAGUGGCCUAGUAUGAAGGAAAACUUGAGCUUCUUGUCGUAAAUUGCCCAAAAACAGACUUGCAAGAAAAAAAAACAGACAAAAUUAAAUCGUUUCCUAAAGUGAUGCGUGUACAAUGCGACUAGAAUAGUUGUCUUCUUUUCCCACGAUAUCGCAUUUCAAAACAGCUUCGCUAAAGUGUUAAUAUUCAUGAACAAACAUAAAUAAAAGGACGCUAAAUUCAUAUUUUGGAAAGUUUUAUUGGAAUUUCGAUACGUCUAUCUUAACAAGCCAUUCGUGUUUCACUUACCGCCUCGUGAAGUAGUCCACAGAAAUAUUUAAUCAACUGUCAAGCAUAUGCAAACUUCAAGUCUCAAAUCUGUGAUUGGGAACGUUUAACGUUUUUACGCGUAAGCACUGGCGUCGAGAAUGGAGAUGAAGUCUGAACGCUAGAUCCAUUUCGUCCUGAUAGAAAUUCUCAGAGUGACGGCAAAGUGUUUUCUCAGACAAACAUUGCAUUGAAAGUCUCGAGCCGCUGCAUUAACUUAUUAAAUAGUUUUCCAGCCCGAUUCCUUCAGUAACAACUUGAAUAGAUUUAUAUGCUAGUUUUUAUGGAACUCGACACGCGUCGUUGCACCUUCAGGGAAGAUUCCUUCAAUAGACGACCGCAUUUGAACUUAAAUUAUAGUACCUUCACUUUAGAUUUCUUGUUUUAGGAAAGCAAAAGAAAAACAGCGCGAGAAAUACGACUAGCAUACGUGCAUUGCGGCCAGACUUAUUUGACAGCUAGUCAUUUACAGUUGCGUUAUUUUUGUUAUUUUUUAAUUCGUAGGCGGGAUGGCGAAAAGGGCUUGCUUGCAGGGGUUCCCCUCUUCUCUCCUAAUUCCCUUCCCGUUCCUUUCGUACGCCUGCCACGCAGGCUACUGGCGCAGGGUCGACCCUUCUACUAGAAUUUCAUUUCAUGACAUAAUGUUAUUUAAAUUUAUACUUUUUUUUUUUUGCACUAUUUGCAUUAUACAAGUGUGGGCUGGUAUUCUAAAAACAGAAAACCAUUUUUUUUUAUUAAAGCUAUUCAUGAAAUAAUCCAGAAUGUAUUCCUCUUCCAGAAAAAGGUCAAACGGACGUACCCAGCUUGUAUACAUUCUGAGCCGUUAGCAUUCGUCAUUCGGCCAUAAUCCGUAAAUCGAAGCUUUCCUCUAAUUAAUUAACUCCUGAUAUAAUUCAAUUUGCUGCUACUCAUCGUGAAACGACAAGAGACCCAAUGUAGUCUUUCAAAUUAAACCUUUUAAUGGUAAAGAUCAUAAUAUUAUUAGGUAGAAAUACAAUCUAAUUCAGGAAUCACUAGUAAGCUUAACUUUUUGUCCUUAAGCCUGGUUUCCAUAUGAUCGUCCAGAUCGUCUGAACAUUUUUUGAGACGACUGGGACGAUCGAGACGAUCCGGACGAUCAUAUGGAAACCAGGCAUUAAUUUACUGUUUAAAAGGAAUGAAAAUCAGUGGCAGUUGCGCUGGUUUGAAUUAAACGGAGGACAGAGAAUAGCUGCCAGAUUACAUGUUGGGUAUGAAGGUUGGGAACACUAGUCCCAAUGACAUGACACUGGACUUUGCAGGUCACAAAUGUAACUUGUUGUUAGGAGAAAAUUCUGCAGGAGAGACAAAGAUUUUCUUAAGAAUUCUGCAAUUUAUUGUGUCACACUAUUCUCAUUCGUAUAAAAGCAGCCGCGUGACGAUUUAAUCAACUAGAUUACUGCGUGCUCCCUUGCCCUAGGCCUUUUUUACGCCCUAGCAAAUAAAUUCGCCGUCUUCUGGCAAGUCUACUCUACAACGGGCAAGCAACUUUUAUUCCUCCGCAACACGGCCAGCGCCGCUGAAGCUCUUUCAUGGCUCUCGUCCCUGUUUAACCAGACCCAGCUGAUACGGUAGCUAUUGCUUCGGCAGAACCUCAACCGGCAUUAACACCAUCCACCUAAGUAUCAUGUUUUAAUUUAUCGCUUCCCCCUUUUCUUGUCAAUUUGUUACAUACGUGGCGUUUAUCUUUUUCACCAUUCUGUUCUGGAGUUUGCUUACGUUAACGCCUUUAGGCGUUCUUUGCAACGUACCAGAGGUAAGGCGACCCUUAUUUGAUUAUUGUCGCGUCUUUUGCGUCUGUUACAGUAGAACGAGAACGAGCCGGAACAUAUUUACGUUGGCGCUUCAUGGCGUCUGUGAAACGUAAAGGAGAAUCUCAACAGUGCAGUUCAGCGGAAUGUAUUUUUUACGUUGUCGCCCUUCGGCGUCUGUGAAACGUAUAAUGAGGAGAAAGACAUUACGUUGACGCUUCUUAGCGUUUGUGAAACGUAAAGGAGGAUCCCAGCAGCUCUACUCAGUGGCAUGUUUUUAGUCAAUUACGUUGGCGCCUUUUGGCGUCUGUGAAACGUACAAUGAAGAGAUAGACAUUACGUUGACGCUUCUUGGCGUUUGUGAAACGUAAAGGAAGAUCUCACCAGCGCAGUUCGGUGGCAUGUUUUUAAUUUCGUUGGUGCCCUUUAACGUCUGUGAAACGUACAAUGACGAACAGACAACUUUUGGUUUUACUUCGCGACCGUCCAUCGUACAUUUGGUCUAGAAUCUUUGAUGCUUUAUGGCAUUUUACGUGUAUGUAUUGAAAGAUUUUAAAAUUAGGUGGCCAGUUGUUUAUUUUUGCCGUUCGUUUCCUACUCUUUGUAUUGUCAACACUUUGUAUAAUUUCCGCACAUUGCAUGGUCAGCAUACUCCGUGCCCGCUCGCAGAUGUUCCCUUGAGACGUCUCACUUUUUAUAUUGUCUUUAUUCUUCCUGACCUUUUACACUUGUGACCUUAGAGGUCACAAUAGCAGAAACAGAAGGUGGCGUAACUCCUAGAUAUCAGUUUCAGUAACCACGUUCUCUCUACUCUAGCGUAUAGCCUGAAUAAAUUUCCACGAGUUUCCUUGUAUAUUAUAUUUUUCUUUGGCUUUUGCUUCCUAUAUUUCCUUACCCCACACUUGAGUCGUGCUCAGGGGGGGUUCCUAAACACACCCCUCUUCCAGUCUUCGGACUCAACUGUGGGGUUCCUCCCAGCCUCCCUCUUUCGCCGGGUUUUUCCUUCUUUUUAUCUCCUCCCAUUCGGAUUUCUCUAACCGGGUUACACAUGCUGGAAGUCACCCUUCAGCUUUCGUUUAGCGUAACUGGGAGGGAAAGCCCCACAGUUGGGCCGGGCCACUCCCCUCAAUUGAAUCCGUCACAUCUGAGAGGCAUUACGCCAACGCUACCCAUCUCUCUAAGGGAGUUUUCUGGGUUUUUCUGAGUUUCGGGGAGAUUUGGCUGUACUGCAACUUAAUGAGGUAUUCUGCAAUAACUUACCGUCUUUUGGAUGAGUCUAUAGCACCCUUGGUCUCGGGCAAAAUUUUUCACCCAUAACUUUUUCAUCAAAAGGCAUAAGGUGGGUUUUAUGAUAAUGUGAAUUAGUUACUAUUAUCAUUCGUAUAAAAGCCGCCGCGUGACGAUUUAAUCAACUAGAUUACUGCGUGCUCCCUUGGAAAGCAGUCUAUUGGUCCUUUACGGUCCCCAGGGAAAUUCCCUAGGCCUUUUAUACGCCCUAGCAAACAAAUUCGCCGUCUUCUCGCAAGUCUACUCUACAACGGGCAAGCAAGUUUCCCCACCCUCCUCCCCUUCAGCGGCGCUGGCAAAUUUUCUCUAUCAGCCCACCCUAUGCCUUAUGCAAAAUUUUUCACCCUUAACUUUUCCAUCAAAAGGCAUAAGGUGGCUUUUAUGCGAAUGUGAAUAAGUUACAAAGCAAAUUGUCACAUGCUGUGACCUGUCCCUGCAGACCUUUUGCAGUGACUUGUCACCUAGUGUGUCACACGCCUGCCAACUCUUUCACAUUAUGCAGGAGUCUAACGCCUGAGAACUAAAAACAUUGAUUUCGUGCAUCAAGGGAAAUUUGUCCUCGCCUGACUCACAAAUCCAGAGAAGUUGAUCUUUAACACACGAUUAAUAACAAAAUUCAAUUCACUUUCCCCAUAAAUAUUCGAAAAAGACCGUUAAAGCUGACUUUAUGUUGUAACUAUAUCACAGCACGUUAAAGAUGCUGCCUUUUAAUUUUUGCUCUGGAAAUUCUAAAAGGUACGCGGAAAAUCUUCGGACAUUUUCGGCAACAAGUUGGAAGUCUUCGUAAAAUCAUCAGAAAUUUUCAAAAGCCGCUGGGACGUUUUCGGAAAAAUCUGAUGCACUUGACUCGGAGAAAGGUGGCAGGUUACUUGUGUCCCAGCAUUAAAUCUUAUUCAAAGAAAAGCUAAAACACAAUCACUUUGCUUGGAAUCAAACUCGGAUCCUAAUUGUCACCGUGAAACCCUUUUUACUGAAGAGUUCAAAGUAUUGUAUUUAAAUUAAAUGAUGUCACAUUCUGUAAAUCAAAAGAUGAUAGACAAAACAGUUUUCACAAAAUGUUUUUUUUUUUUGCAAUUUCUUUCUCAAUAUAGUGAUGUGAUAUGGCAUUGUUCACCUUAGUCCAUGACAAACGACCAAGUAAGGGCUAUUUGCCCAUUUGUGACUGGUCAACAGGAUGAAAUGCUAUUUUAAUUUAAUAAGCUACCUUGGCCCGCGUAACAAAUCACUAUAGUAAUAGUAUUUGCCAUUAAUAAAAGAUGUUUAAAUGCACUAACACCACAUGCUCUGGAUUUCUUUUAUUUUUGUACUCUAAAAUUCAUCUAUAUUGAUCACAUGAUUUUAAUUUUUGUAUUGCUUUCUAUGCUUAUUAUUUACAGAUGAUAAGAAGAACUGUCAAGACUUUUUUAACAAAUUAAAACAUGGAGUAUUAUUCCAGUUCAAAAUUGAGAGCUUACUUGAAAAAAGAAGAUGGAUUAAAAGUUUUGGAUCUGAAAGGAAAAAGACUCUCCAGGGUACCUGUUGCGGUCUCCGAACUGAGUGAAAUAGAGAAACUUGUGCUGGAGGAAAAUAACCUGAACAACUUGAACAACGUAAACAACCUGAACAAUCUUAUUGUGCUCAAAUUGAAUGGUAACAAACUAACAUAUCUACCAGCUGAGAUCGGUGACCUCAGGGAGCUGAGGCAGUUGUGGGUGAGUAACAACCAGUUGGUUGGUUUACCUACCAGUAUACAGAGGCUGACGAGGCUUGAAAGACUGAACUUGAGUGCAAAUAAUCUAACUGAAUUACCUGCUGAGAUUGGUAAACUAAGGGAGCUGAGGGAGCUGUAUGUGAAUUUCAACCAGCUAACUCAAUUACCUUCCGAGAUUGGUAACCUGAGGAAGUUGAGGGAGCUGUGGGUGAGGAACAACCAGUUGGUUGGAUUACCUACCGGUAUACAGAGGCUGACCAAGCUUGAAAAGCUGCACUUGGAUGACAAUAAUCUAACUCAAUUACCUUCUGAGAUUGGUAACCUGAGGGAGUUGAGGGAGCUGUGGGUGAGGAACAACCAGCUGGUUGGAUUACCUACCAGUGUACAGACGCUGACCAAGCUUGAAGAGCUGCACUUGUAUAAGAAUAAUCUAACUGAGCUUCCUGCUGAGAUUGGUAACCUGAGGGAGCUGAGGGUGAUGAAGGUGAGGAACAACCAGUUGGUUGGAUUACCUAUCAGUAUACAGAGGCUGAGCAAGCUUGAAAGGCUGAACUUGGAUGAAAAUGAUCUAAGUGAAUUACCCUCUGAGAUUUGUAACCUGAGGGAGCUGAGGGGGCUGUGGGUGAGGAAAAACCAGUUGGUUGGUUUACCUACCAGUAUACAGAGGCUCUCAAAGCUGGAAACGCUGGGCUUGGAUGGAAAUAAACUAACUGAACUACCUGCUGAGAUUAGUAACUUCAGGGAGCUGAAGCAGCUGUGGGUGAGGAACAUUCAGUUAGUUGGUUUACCUACCAGUAUACAGAAGCUGUCCAAGCUUGAAGAGCUGGACUUGAAUGGAAAUAAACUGACAAACCUCCCUGCUGAGAUUGGUGACCUGAGGGAGCUGAGAAAGAUGUGGGUGAAUGACAACCAAUUGGUUGGUUUACCUUCCACUAUACAGAGGCUGACCAAGCUGAAAGAGUUGUCCUUGGUUGCAAAUAAACUAAAAGAACUGCCUGCUGAGGUUUGUGACCUGAGGGAGCUGACGCAUCUGUAUGUGGGAGGCAAUCCUUUAAAUGUUGAUGCAAUAAGAUGUGCCCUGAAGUUGAAGAAGAAAGGAGUGUAUGUAGCAAUUGAUAUUGCAGGUGAGCUGAGUUAUACAGUAGCAUUCAGAUUUUUCGAAUCUCUCAAAGAAAAGAAAGUUGGUUCCACAUAUUAACAUGUUCAAAAAAGCCAGGGUAAAACUGAACUAUUUGCCAAGGGAAAGGAAGUCAGUUUUGUUUUCGAUCACUUAUCGGGAGUUUGGGGAUGUAAGGGUUUGAGAAUUCAGAAUAUGUUACAACCGUAUAAGUUUCAGCCUUAAUGAUAAGUUCUCAUCUACAUAUGUUAUAAUUUGCUUGUUGUUAAAUUUUAGGUAAUCAGUGAAAAAUAACUUUUUUAACUGCAAUUAUAGGAAAAAUCAUUGAAACGUAAAAAAGUGAAAGUUAAAUGACAGGAUUUUGGGUAAUUUCUAAGGUUAAUGAACGCCCGACAUUGUACCCCAUCUUAAACAACAUAUUACAUCAACAAGAUCAACCUCAGUUUCACCUUUACCCUAAUAAAAGGGAGUACCAAUCAAAUAUAAUUUUUACAACAACUGAAUUAUGUCUCGCAUGCUGAUUGGCUAAUUUUUAUUAUCAAUAAGAGGACAGACACGUACAAUUUUAAUUUAUGCAAGACGCGGUCAUUUGCCGAAGGAAUGCCGAACUUCUUUGUUUUUUCUUAGUUUAGUUUCGUAGAAGAUUCACUUUCUGUCCUCUGAGAAAAAUAGCCAGAUAGCUCUGAUCAUAGUUAAUUAAAGUGGAAUGGUUGGGAAACCCUUUGUUAUAGGUUUUUCUUAGCUUUUUUGGGCCUCACAGAGCACAACGUUCAAGAGCAUUCCUAUCAUUUUGAAGUUAUUGACCAAUAGAAACAUUGUAUUAAUUUAUUCAGUCAUAAUUUGUGAACAGAAAAAAAAAAGGACUGUGCACGGUCCGGGAGCUUCCAACAUAGCCUACAGCACCAUUGUUUUCAACUUUGAUGUUUGCCGGGUUUCCUAAAGCUGGUUUUCAUAUGUCUGGAAAAUCCCAGACGAAAAGCGAAUUGACUGUUUCCCGACUGUCCCAGAUUUUUGCCGACUAAUAAAAACUCGAAACCGUAGAUAUCCCCGAUCAUAUAGACGGGGACAAAUCUGGAGAAUCAGGAGCGUUUCUAUUUUCCCGGCGCCUCCCAGAUUUCUGCGAUAGUCGGCGAUCAUUCCCGACAAAUGACAACUCACAUUUGUACCGUCGGGGACGUCGGCGAUGGAUCUCGCUCAUUACCAAUCCCCUAAAUUGCUGGGCUCCAGUCCCUCUAACACAAAUAAAGGUGACGUCUCUCGAGAAUCUGGGCAGACUUCUGGCGAUUAUCCGAUAUAUCGGCAAAAUCUGGGAUGGUCGGCAAAAAGUAAAAUCGUCUGGGAUUUUCCCGACAUAAUAUGAAAACCAGGCUUAACUAGUCUCUUCUACUAACUAUGCUCUGAUGCAAGACUUGGCGCCCUGUUUGGAUUCUCUAGCAGAGGAAACUAAACAAGACACUUAGUUUCCAAAAGCGGAGACGACGUGCUUUAAAUUGUACAGUUUCAAAACUGCGAUUUAGAUAUUAAGUGUUUAAUAUUCCUACAUAGCUUUAAAGUUAAAAAAGUAAGAAAACAAUUCUGAAAGUAUAGUUUAUUAAAAACAAAGAGAUUGUUAACGGUAGUUUUCCUUGGCAAGUACUGAGUGUUUUUCUAAUCCUUUUUUCCGAAAGCUAAACAAAAUUUUUCUACAAACUUUAUGAAACUUUGUAAGUACCUGGUGAGUUGAAUUGAAAACUUCAUGCCUUUAAAACCCACCUUUCGGUUUGAUUGUACACAGCUCAUAUGGCUGAAUGGCGUUCAGGACAACAAACAAGAUAAGAACUGAAGUGAUCAACUGGCCGUACGUACACGAUUUCUGUUCGUACUGAUUGGUCACCAGCUCCUCAAAACUACCAGGCUAUAGUUUAAUCUACAGACAGCUCAACUGUACAUUGCUUCGACUUGUUCGGUUACUUCAACAGCUUCAAAAUCUUUCCUUGAAAUAAUAUUUAACCUUGGGCUAGUUAACCACUUUAUACAGCCCUCAAAUGCCUCCGUUUUUCAAGACAAAAAAUAGCGCUGUUCUCAUUCUUGUUUGAAUUGCUAAACAAUUUAAAUUCCUAAUUUAUGCAGGGCAGUGGCGUGACUUAACCUGUCAAAUUUUUGUCAUCAGUAGCCAAUCACCAAGCGAGAAAAGUUAUUAUUUCGGCGGAGCGCGAAGUAAAGGAUUCGCAACGCUCAGGAAUGUCCCAAAGUUGCUUUUUUUUAGACAAGAUUGGGCACGCAAAGUCUGUAGGUUUUCGGUUUUAUUCGGUCAUUUGACAAAGUGAGAGCCAAAUUAGUUCGAGAUAUCAAGAGAUCACUUCGAUUUCUUUGAUUUAUUCUUUAGCUUAGAAUUAUUAAUUUGGCUUUCCCGGGAUUUGAACCGACUCACCUGUGUGACCCGUCAGAUCAGAGGAGACUCUAAGUUGAGGGAUCAGCCGAUUGCGCCACUGCGACCCAAGGUAGUUUGGGAUAUGAAAAAUAGCAAUGAAAUUAUGCACUAGUUUUGGGACAAGAUUGGGCGCGCAAGUUCGUGACUUUUCGGCUUGUUUGGCUAUUUCACGAAAUGAGACCGCAAUUACUUCGAGAUAUCUUGAGAUCACUUCGAGUUUAGUCUUUAAUUUACUCGAAGAAUAAGUAGUGUUGAAAAAAAUUUCACGAGUUAGCGCACCUUAAAAAAUGCUGCAAGACGUUUUGUCUUUGUUGAGUGCUACGUAAUAAAAUUGCUGUCAUGCGUUGGGCGACUUUCUCGAACGUUCUCUACGUUUUUGCAUCAUUCAUGAAUAAUUAAUUAGGGCAUGUUGACAUUUCAGCGCGAGUCAGCAGAUUUGCGUCAGUUACUGAAAUCAUAAAAUAUGUCGAAAAGCUACUACUAUUCGCCUGUUUAGUAUUUCCUAGAACCUUAUGUGAAACAGUAUACAAGUUCCAAGCAAGUCGUUUUGACGAACUAAGUCUUUUCCCAUGAGCUGCAGUGCUGUGUUUAGUCAAGUGUGAUGAAGGUCGAAUUUCAAGUUCUGUGCUUACAGGUUGGCGGAAGCCGUAAGAUACCUGAAGUUCAAGUGCGAGUUUGUGAUUAUUGGCAGAGGCUGUUUAGUUUUACUUAAGUUCAAGUCAAGUUUGUGUAGGCGGAUGCUGUGUUUUAAAGCUCUGUAAAGACUACGUUCCUUUGGUAUUAAACUUCCUUGUGUUAAUACGAAAUCCGUGCGUGCUGAUAGUCAGUGAAUAAUUAUCCUCAAAACAUUCGAACUCGUAACAUUGGUUUUAGCCAAUUCCAUGCUCAACGUAAUUGACUCCUUACCCAUGCCUUACAUAUCUUUUAUCAGUAGAUAAGACGAUUAUGCUGUUUUUGAAGCCUGAUGUAAGAAAAGUAGAGAAUUCUUUUUUCACUGUUUGUUUUGUUAGACUUGUUACUGACCGCCAGUAACCUCAUAUUUGACCGGCCGUCGAUAAAACCCGGAACGCGGAACAUUCCAAAAACAAGAACAAUUUCUUCUACUCGGAUAUGAUAUCGGUUUCUUUUUCUUUCUUCAUUUGUUGUUUUUAUGUUAUUUUAUGUUACUUUGUUUAUUAUUAAUUUUUACAAAUAUUAUUUUAUUAUUUUUAUUCUAUUUACUUUUUUUUAAUGAAAAUUAUUUUUAUUUUUCGCAUGCUACGGAAUGUUCCGUGUUCCUGGUUUAAUCGACGCCGUAUAAAUAGACUUGGGUCUAAACGUUUAGACCCAAGUCAAAUUUAGAAGGAUUUGUAUGGAGUCAUCAGAGCAUACCUGGGCUAAUAUCUCAGAUACAAUUUGCCCCGAAAUGCUAGUUUUUGGCAAGUAUGCCUCUUGGAUGUUGCUCUUUUCAGAAUAUCCUGACAAAUCCCAUAAUUUCACAAAUUGACACCUUACUCUUACCAUGUAUCAUUUCUUACUAUUCCUCCACAUUUACAGUUAAUCAGGUCCACAACCACGACGCCAAAGUGUACGCUCCAUAGCGUCUUGUUGACAAUAGCAUUGCGCUAGUGUAAAAAAGUCAUAAAUUUUCUUUUGUUUUCUUCAUUUUUACCGGCAAUAUUUGACUAUCUUGAGCUUUUGUUAUUGUAAAAAAUGGUAGUGUUAAACAAUGUUAUGAUGUCAUUUUAUCAUCAACAAGAGGACAGAUGAUAAAAAACUGGCGUCAAUUUGUUAAAUUCCCACAACUAUAGAAUGGUGUGUUAGUAUGUGUAAUCAAAUGGUGACGAGUGAAAUUAGGGAAUAAUUUCACGCGCGUUUUGUCCAAAUCCUAAUAAUACUAAUAAUAAUACUAAAGGCUCGGGAAAUUAUUAGGAUUUGGACAAAACGCAAGUGAAAUUAUUCCCUAAUUUCACGAGUAUACCAUUUGAUUACCUAUUAAUACCAUGGGUGACGAAUUACGUUAGCAAUCUUGGAUUUUUAAUAUGUCUAUCCUGGAUCGUAUCGAUUGAGAAUUUUUCAGACUUUUUCGGCAAAAUACCUGUUAGAAUCCUUCUUGAUGUUCUCUUGUGUGUUCGGGUUUUCUAAAGCGUCUUUUUGUGCCCUGACAUCUUCAUUCACUUCGUCGCCAUCUUGACACUAAGACGUACGGAGGGUUGCCAUGGCAAUUUUGUAAUUUCACAUGUGAAAUUACAAAUUAACGCUGAAAUUUCGCGCCAAAAUUAAGGAGUAAUUCGUCACCUAUGAUAUUGUAUCUGUAACACUGGAAAUUCUGGUUACAACAGAGUAUUGAAACCAUAGUGAAAAAUAAGAAGUAAAGAUGAAUGAUUAUCAUAUCAUUGGUGUGGGGCAAAGCCUGGUCUCAGAAAAAAAUUAACCCCUCCCCCAUGGCCUCUAAAGGUCAGUCGUGAGAUGUAACUACACAUGUCAUAAGUACUGCUCUGAUCGGCAAUGUUGGACUGGAAACUAAACCGCUAUAACGACAUUAAUUAUCUUUAUUUAGUCGUCGUUUUUUUUUCCACCAGUUCCUUCAGAAAUAGAAGCACUCGGAGAAAGAGCACAGCUUGCUUAUCAAAGUGCUCUUAAAGAUGGAGCUGUCAAUGUUUACCGUGGUCGAGUGUUUCUUAUUGGCCAGGAUCGGGCAGGGAAAACAAGUUUAAAGAAGUCUCUCAUUGGUCUACCAUUUAAUCUAAAAGAAAAAAGUACUGAAGGAAUUGAAGUGGAUCCUUCAAAAUUUCAAUUGGAUGUAGAUGCAGCUAAGAAUUGGCAACCCAUCCCAGAUGAGAAUAAACAAGGGUUUUUGGGAUGUUCGAACAAUGUGGCACAGAUGGUGGUGAAAAGACUUUGUAAUAUUCCAGGUAACGAUAACUGGGCUCCGGAGGAGAAAGAACCGAAGGAAAAAGCCACCAGGGACCUUCAAAAUGAUGAUAACAAAAAUAAGGAACAGUUUGGUACUGAUGAAGAACGGGAGAAGGAUUUUUUUGUGAACCAGGUUUGUCAGGCUUAUUUGCUCAAAUACCAUCCGUUUUUAAAACUCACUACAUAUCUUCAUUUUACAAAACAGGCCGACACAACCACAAUCGGAAACAAAAUUACUUGAGACACUUCACCCUAAAGGGACUUUCUGACGUUUUACUGACUUCAAAACGGGGAAAAAACGAUUUUCCUCCCCCAUCGGCCCUCCAUGCAGUGUUAUGCCGCUGUUCUAGCUACCUGUAGAUGGGGUGUGGAUUCUUUUGUUCUCUGAAGUUACCCUAUUUGAGUACAAUACUUAGCUUCACACUAGAAGCUAAAUAAAUCUCAAGUAAGCUCUUAAUGCAUGUGCACUUGAAAAUCUUAAAGUCUCUCUGUAGAAAACAUGGCUUCACACUUGUUGACAAAGAAUAUUACUUGAAGUACAAGCUGUCUAUUAUUUUUCGCGGUGAAAUCGUUUAUGCAUAUCACAACGUGAUUGCUCGUGACAAAAACUAAAACUAUGAGGCCUUUGCGUUGGAAAAUAGCUUUUUGUAGUUUCUUCUUUAUUUUUUCAUCAUUUUAACUCAGAGGGUUUUAACCCUAAAAGAGAUGCUUAAGUGCUUCGUUUUUUUUUACGAGUAGUUUAUAGGAGCGGCGGAAAAACAAAACAAAAAACAAAAUCUUCUUCAGUAUUUUACUAGAAUGGCUGAACAACGCGCUUUUUGGCAAAGAAAUCGCCUUAGAGCUUGGGCUCGGCCUCUCCUGCGAUGCUCUCAGCUAACCGAGACAUGGAUGUUUAUGUCUGUUCAUUAUAAUCUCGGGACUGCUGCACGUACACGUCAUGCACAUCGCUUUCAGAUAUCUUCCAUUUGUUAUUGGUCAAGUGUUUUCUCAAGUGUGGUGUCGACCAUACUUGGCAGCGAACUUCGACUUCUCUGAACUACGAACGUUUCCGUGGUCACCAAGUGAAGUUGAAGUAGGUACAUUUCACUGACCCCUUCACACUCAAAGUAGUUUCCAGUACACCGAGAUUAUACCGUAUUUCCUCAAAUAAUAGCCGUCCCUCGAUUAAUUGCCUCCCUUGGACGGAAAUAUUUGAAAUAAUCGCCUCCCCUCCGCUCCUUUCGCCAUCUUAUCUUCCUUUUAUCCCCUCCCUGUCCAAGAGUAAGUGCAAGGUGAUCCAGCAAAUCUGAUCAUUGAACUAAUAAAAUUUGGAACACUUAAAAAGCCCAUGUUCAGUUAAUUUGAUGUGAUUAUUUUUUGAUUUAAUGGCAUAAUAAAAGAAAAUAUUUAGGCAUGAGUUCCAGUGAGGAAUAUUUGAAAUAAUUGCCAUUCCUCGAAUAAUCGCCCCCGGCUAUUAUUCGAGGAAAUACGGUCCUUGAGAGCUCCGGUUAGUGUGAAACCAACCAAUGUCGCAACAAUUUUGGCACCGAUUGUCUGAAUCGCAAGUGACCAUACAUCCUAACGAAAACUUAUUCGACUCAUUUCUUUAUUUGUUUUGAUUGACGUCAUCAUGCCUACUACAGAACAUCAUUGGAAUGUGGUGAUUUCGUUAUUUUCAGUGCGUGACAUUUCGUGUCACGCUUAACAUGCCUUGGCAUCGUGCGAUGUAGCGCCUCACGAUUUCUUAUUCUUUCCUUUAUCGAAACAAGGAAAAAAGUGAAUAGGACAGAAAAUGAAAUAGUUUUCUAGGCAACAUAGCAGUCAUAAUUGCUGAAAAUUGCUGUUUAGUAGAAAUGUCCACGGGUAAACCAAGUUGAGUAUAAUAUGAAAUAAUUAAAUUAUCUUUUAGAACUAAAAGAAAAAAAAACUAAAAAUACUGCGAGUGAAGCAUUGCAUUUCAAUUAAUUUGAAUCAGUUGCAGUCUAUUUCUAUUGUUGAUGUUUGACUGUUAAGUAACUGUGUAUGUAACGCAACACGACGCGAAGGCGAUGAAUAAAAACCGAAAUUCGAACCAAGAUAAGUGUUUGUAUCAAGCCACAUUGUAUAAAAGUCCGUGAGAAUAAAUCAGCUUAUUACAACACUUACGCAUUCAAUAAAUACAACAAAGCCUGGCUGAAUACAAAUUUAGCCAAAACGCCGACUUUAUUUACCGUCACGGGUUCCAGGAAUUGCUUGAAAUAUUCUGAGAAACGUAUUGCUUCAAUUCAAAGGAUUUUUUACCUUCACUUGCCUUAAUUCACACUCUUCGCUUGCAAAAACGUGGCUUUCUGUACGAAACAGGAUAUCUCCCGGGCUUUAAGUUUUCUUCGUGUGUUCUUUAGCUUCAAAAUAGCCUCGAUCUCGAGGGACAAACUUGAAAUCGAGGCAAAUACGGUGAUAUACAUACAUCCAAAAGUCUCAAAUGAGGCUGGCUUCGGGCACAGGCAACACAGGCUAGUCACGUACGCGAGCUAAAUUAGUCUGGUGCGAAGCCUGGUGACCUUGCAGCAACAAAGUUGGUUACUUGUGGUUACUCGUGGCUAGUCUCCUCCUAACUUCAUAGUUCUACUGUAAAGUACAUUCUUCCAAGACUCUCAUAAGUAUAUGGGCAAAUAAUCUACUGCAAAGAUGUAGCGAUGCUAUGCAGCUUUGCUUUGUGUAAGAAGUCGGAGCAUUUUCUUGUCUAGUGCGAAAAACGUAGACACUCUGUGAGAGCGUAGAAAAUUCGUAUAAAUACUUCAUAUAAUCUGAACUAAUGACGUAACAGCUAUAAUAAUCCUAUAAGCUAUACAUUAUUUUACUACUUACGUGAAGGGGGACCAAAGCGUUAGCACAAAUAUGUUUGGAAUGUGCAACCAUUUGAGCACGUUCGGAAUGUGCAACCAUGUCGAUAUUCUUGACGAGUUUUGUCGGGAUAUUCGGUCAAAAUUGGGUUCGAUAGAAAAACGUAAGGAGUAAUCGGAACCAAUUCAAAUCAAGGAUAAAAGAUCACGACGAAUGUCAGUGUUUUCGGCUAGGUUUUGACGCAGCAAGCACUGAGCGAACAGAGCCUCGAGUAAGAAGAAAAUUCAGUGAGAGACUGAAGUUUGUUAUUAUUGCUCGAUUCCCUUGGCCUUUGUAUGUUGUUGUUUUCUACUUCCUUUUCUUGAUUUCAUAAACCUGUCAGCAGUACGCAUCGAUUUUACGAAGUACAUUUCAACCUAUACAAAACAACAAACACCUCAACUUUGAAUAGAGGGGACAGGGGAGGGGUGUGGAUUCUCUUGUUCUCUGAAGUUACCCUCUUGAGUACAAAUGUCUCAACAAUUUUGUCGCCGAUUGCGGGUUCUGAUGUAUGUCAAGACCUGGAAAAAUGUAGUUCAUGUUGAAAAAGGUGAUAAAUUUUUUAAACCAAAACUUCCAUCGCUGAUUUGACUUAAACAUUUUUGUGGACCUGAAAGCCAUGAAAGCUUUAUAGGUCCUUUCAACUGACUAGCUGUAACUGUAUAAACUAUUAACACUUAAAUUUUAUGGUAGUUCGAAUUACGGAGAUGAUGCAAUUGGUGUCGUUAGAGAAAGUCAUUAGACCGCACACGCCAUUAGUUUUUUUUCCAUUUCAUCCUUAUACCGUGGAACCUCUAUUCAAGGGACACAAGAUAUGUUUGGUAACGGAAAAAUAUUCACGUAAUCUUUGUACAAUCCGUUACUACGGAUAACACCCUCCUCGAUCUGCUUAAUUCUUCAUAUCCUACGAAAGCCGAAUCAUAAAUCGCUUUUCAUCGGUACUUAAUAUAUAGGUGAGCUAUUAAGGGGAUAUUUGCCUUAGUCUCUGGUUCCACUCUAAUAGGUAGAGAUUUCAACAUUCUCAUAGAAAUCGUAAUGCUCUUUGUCAGUCACCUCCAAGUUAAUUUCUGACUAAUUUUCUCGUCUUAAUGUUUUGGAAACCUUUUUGGUUAAAAAAGAUUACCCCAUGCCUCCAGUGAUCAUGCCUCAAUGUUAAUAUUAAAUUAUUUCUACGAAGUGAGGUGUUGAGGCCAAUCCUCAACAAGAGAACAAUUUUGUUUUCCUAAGUCCGUUCCAUUCCAUUUUUGUAAUUCAUACUCCCAGCAUGCUCAGUGAGCGCGUCUCAGUGUCGUCGUGUAGCGAGAAAGAAACCAUGUGCUUUGUAACGCGCUAGUCGCCGGGAGUUUCUCAUCGUAUGGUGAGUCUUAGGAGAUCGUGUAUUUCCAAAUCCCGUUCCAACAGUGAUUAAGUGUUUGUUUUGGCUUAACUGCAGAAUACCCUGCCACUUAUUUGCAUGUCAUUGAAUAAGAAUAGCAUCUAUUGUGUUAUGCUUCGUUCUUCAAAGAACGCCGACCAACGAAAACAAUGGUGGUACAGAGUGGCAGGGUAUUCAGCAGUUGCUCCUUUGUUUUGUAGGUUUUUACUUGCGAGGUGAAGCUUAUUAGCCAAAGAUGAGACUCCAAUUCCGAUCCUGUUGUGUUGUUAAGAAAAUAUGCUGAGUGUGCAACUCUCGAUUAUUAAACUUGUGUUCAAGAACCCUUGUGUUGUGAAGGCGCGUUUUGUCCCCUGGACAUCUUCGUAAAAACCAUACGAGCAUCUUGCCUGUGAUUAGUGGACGUCCAAAGUCUUAACUGUGAAAAUAUUUGUACGUGUGAAUCGAAGUGACAUCAAAGGUCAUGACUCAACGAGGAAUCCUACUCGUGCGUUUGGAGGUGUUGGACAGAUCCCGAAGGGGAUAUUUGUCUAAUAUUACGAAACUGUGUCAUCAACUGGAUGAAAAUCUCGGAGACUUCGGCAACGUCGUCAAGAUACGAACCGUACAAACUAGCCUUAAUUCCGCGUGGGAGCAGUAUUGUGUUUGUGUUGAGAAAUACCGUGAUUUACUCGAUACCAGCUCUGAAAGGUAUCAAAGAGUCUUGAGCGACCGUGCGGUUCAGCAGUCAAGAAUACAAGAAUACAAUGAGAGAAUAGAUCAGUUUAUUGCCAGUGCCGCUGCCUUUUAUAACAGUCAAGUGCUAGAAGAAGUAAAAUCAAUCAAGGAGUGUACCCCUCCAGAAUCUGUGAAAUCUAAUGGUAGUCAGGUCUCAAAUCAAGUGUGUGUAGCUCCAGGUCCCAAAGGGCUAAAAUAGAAGCAGCGAAGGCCCUUAUUUGCAAGAAAGAAGUAAGAAGCAAGUAGAACUGGAGGUAAAAAGAGUCGAAAUGGAAAUAAAACGAACGGAAUUAGAAUUGCAACACCGAUUAGAACUCACCAAAUUGCAAGCAGAAAGGGAAGUUACAGCUGCAAGAAAUCAAGUAGAACUAGCCAAUUUAGAGGCUUCCCUUGCAGAACAGGAAAUAUCUGAUCCAGUCACUGGCCUGGAGGGUAUCAGAUGGUCUCCAAAUCUUGACCUAAAGGACUCAAAGUCUCAAUCCUUAAGGGUGCCACCCGAAACUCUAACAUCUGUUAUUAGUGCCAAUAAUGUACCAGUGACCAAGCCAUCUCAUACAUCAACACCAGGAUUAGUAAAUGCCCAGACUUCCAAUACACUCACUUCUGGAAACACUUAUUUCAAGGUGCCAAGUGUAAGUUUUAGAACCCCUACUGUUACGGAUGAGGGUACACUUGAGACUGUUAAACCCCGUAUUCAAGACAACGGCCAGUCACAACCUGCUGACCCACCCACUGAAGAAACCCCAUGCCUGACGAGCACCAACCGCUGUACAGCCACACCCAGUGCUGCUGGUUCAAUUGUGAAUGAAAGUCUUGUCACUAUCAUGUCUUCAAUGGAGAAAAUGAGUGCCGCCUAUGAUCUACCACAUGUACAAGUUCAGAAGUUUGAUGGAUCCCCUAAAAAUUACCCAGCCUUUCGUCAGAGAUUUAAGCAGUUGGUUGAAACCAGGCCUCUUAGUGAUGCUGUGAAAAUGACCCAUCUAUUACAGUUCUUGAACGGUCCUGCCCUGACCGCAGUGCAGAGAUAUGAGCCAAUGCCUGGUGGCCUGGCAAAGGCACUCAAGACACUAGAGGAACGUUUUGGUCAGCCAUUUCAAGUAGUGAGAGCAUGUGUGGAAUCACUUACGAAGGGACCUGCUAUACAAGCAAAUGAUAAGGACAGCCUGCAGCGCUAUGCUGAUACUGCGCAAGUUACCUAUGAUACCUUAGAGUCAAUGGGAUACCUUAGUGAGAUGAAUAUAGAUAAUCUGGAGAAAGUCAUCGCGCGGCUGCCAAAGUGGAUGCAAUCCAAAUUUGCCGAACAUUUGAAGAAUUUCGAGCGUAAGGGAGAGAAGAUGCCAAAUUUAAAGGAUUUUGUAGAUUUCCUCAAGGAGAGAGCGUUUGUCCUGAGCCACCCUUUCUUUACUAAGUCAGCAACUCCUAAGGGUUUUACCUAUUCUUUAACAGCAACAAACCCUGAAUCCUGUGCCAUGUGCCAUCAACACCAUCCACUGUACCGUUGUGAAGUAUUCAAAUCCAAGUCUCCGAGGGAGAGAAAUGACUUUGUAAAACAGAAGAUUUGCUUCAAUUGUAUCAACUCAAGUAAACACAACUCAGAGAAGUGCAAGUCCUUAAUCAGGUGCAAGGUAGAAGGUUGAGGGAAGUCACAUCACACAUUGUUACACUUCACUGAACCUAAAGACAGAGGGAACCAGCAAAGAGACGGUCCUAACGGUGAGGACGUUAAUCAAGGCUUAAGGCCUAAUCAAGCCACUAUUUCUAUGUGCUCCACAGUGGCCGCAGUUAGUUCGUGUGAAGUGUUGCUUCAAGUCAUCCCAGUUAGAGUGAUUAGUAAGUCUGGUAACCAGAUUACUACCUUUGGCCUACUAGACUCAGGCUCCGACAUAACCAUGAUUGACCCGUCUCUCGUGAAACUGCUGAAAAUUAAGGGCUCACCAAGUAAGCUGUCACUCACGACAGUAAACAAUGCCGAUACAGAAGAAGAGGGUCUGAGAGUUGACUUCCAAAUUGCUUCAGUAGACAGCGAGAAUGACCAUCUGAUUGAUGUCAAAUCUGCCUGGGCUGUAAAGGAUCUUACAAUUCCCCUAAAGCACACAAAGGUGACAAGGUCUGUUGGACAGUGGCCACAUCUGCAGCAAGUGUGCUUCCCGGAAGUAGAGAGAAGUAAGAUUUCUAUCCUGCUAGGUACAAACAUCCAAGAGGUCUUCAUACCGCUUGAAGUUAAAAGAGGUAAACCAAAUGAGCCAAUCGCAAUCAAGUCCUGUAUUGGUUGGAGUAUACUUGUUGGCUGUCCCAGUGUACCUUCUUCCACUCCUGUGCAAGUCAAUCUCAUUAAUGGGGAGGAUGUUACCCUAAGUGACCAGCUUGAAGAAUUCUGGAGAGUCGAGUCCUAUGGUACGAGCAAGUGUGAAACCAAGCCCCUGUCUGUGGAGGACCAAAGAGCCAUGAACUUGAUAUCCAAUUUAAUCUGUAAACGUGAUGGCUAUUAUGAGAUGGGCCUCCUGUGGAAACGUGACAAUCCUGUGCUUCCUUACAACAGAACACUAGCUGAAGCGAGACUGCAGCACUUAAAGAGACGCUUCCUUCGAGAUCCAGAACUUGAAGUCAAAUAUAGAGCUGUGAUUGAAGACUGUGUGACCAAGGGAUAUGCAAGAAAGCUCACGAAGGAGGAAGCAGCAACAGUCAGCCAAACCACAUGGUUCCUGCCUCACCACCCAGUAAGCAAUCCGAACAAGCCAGGCAAGGUGAGAGUGAUGUUUGACGCGGCUGCAAGAUUCAGCGGCACAUCCCUAAACGAACAGCUCCUACAAGGACCUAGUCUGACAAAUGACCUGUCUGGAGUGUUGAUUCGUUUCCGUGAAGAAGAAAUUGCCUUCUCAGCAGAUAUCGAGGGCAUAUUUUACCAGACCAGAGUAACCCCAAGUGAUACAGAUUCUCUGAGGUUCUUGUGGUGGCCUAAAGGUAUUGACGAGCCUCCAGAAGAAUACAAAAUGUUGGUCCAUAUUUCUGGUGCUAAGUCUUCACCCUGCUGUGCCAACAAGGCGUUAAGCACGACAGCACAAGACAAUGAAGAAAAUUACCCACCUGAAGUGAUCAGAACAGUUCGUAGAAAUUUCUAUGUGGACGAUGUCCUGAAGUCCGUCCCAAAUACUGACCAAGCCAUACCUCUGGCCUCAGAUCUUAUGAAGUUGUUGAGAGAAGGAGGAUUCCGCCUAACAAAGUUUGCGAGCAAUAGUCGUGAAUUACUAGCCUCAAUUCCUCCCGCGUCCAGGGCGAAUCCCAAGUUGGACCUAGAUCUAGACCAGUUACCCUUAGAGCGAGCGUUGGGUGUCUACUGGGACGCACAGUCAGAUACUUUUAAGUUCAAGGCCUUACAGGCGUACAAGCCAUCCACCAAGCGAGGAGUACUUUCCGUCGUAAACUCCCUAUUUGAUCCGUUGGGAUUUCUUUCACCAUUUGUGUUCACAGCCAAGAUUCUGUUACAAGAGCUGUGGAGGCAGAAGUUGCCUUGGGAUAAAGAAAUUCCAGAGCCGUAUUCGUCCCUCUGGCAGAAGUGGUUGCAAGAGCUGCCGUGUGUUACUACAAUCGAGAUACCAAGGUGUUACAAGACCCAGUGCCUUAGUACACAAGCCACUGUGCAGUUGCACAACUUUUCCGAUGCGUCAAGGCAUGGUUAUGCAGCAGUGUCUUACCUACGGUUCGUUGAUGAACAAGGAGUGAUCCACUGUUCCUUCGUUAUGGGGAAGACCAGGAAUGCGCCCAUUAAAGAGCGGACUAUACCUCGCCUAGAACUGCAAGCGACAGUGUUAGCGGUACGGCUAAGUAACUCAAUUCUGACGGAGCUUGACCUGCAAGUAGAUGAAACCUUUUUCUGGUCUGACUAAAUGACGUCCCUGCAAUAUAUCAAGAACCAAACUAGGCGCUUCCAAACCUUUGUUGCGAAUCGCGUGGCCGAGAUUGAUGAAUCAACCUCCCCAGAACAGUGGCAUCAUGUCCCAGGUAGUAUGAACCCCGCUGAUGAGGGUUCACGAGGCGUCACCAUAGAGCAUUUCCAACCCGGGUGUCGGUGGUGGUCAGGUCCUUGCUUUCUGUGGCAGCCUGAACAACAUAGGCCUAAUGCUCAGAUGGAAGACAUUCGAAGUGAUGAUAAAGAAAUACGAAAACCAGCCAUAAUCAUGUUCACCACUGACACGUCCCAAGUUGAUCUCCUACUACAGCGCUAUUCGUCGUGAGCCCGUUUGUUGAGAGUGAUGUCGUGGGUGCUUCGCUUUGUCAAGCCACUAAAGAAGGAAAAACCUGAAUGUGUCGUCGGACGUACACUUACCCUUGUUGAGCUUCAGGGAUCAAGCGAAGUAAUUACGCGACUGGUGCAGCGCCAACAUUUCCGUGAAGAGUACAUGGCUUUGAAAGAAGGCAGACAGGCGAAAUGUACCAUUAUACUUGUUGGAGGAAGAAUUCACCGUGCGCCGAUUACCUUUGAGGCCGCCCACCCAGUGAUUCUUCCAAAGUCAAGCCCUGUGUCUGUAUUGAUAGUUCGUUACUACCACCAUGUGCUGGGCCACGCAGGCCGUGAACAUGUGUUGUCCGUCCUCCGCCAACGUUACUGGAUACUGAGAGGAAGAGCUUUGGUGCGUCAGAUCCUGAGCAAGUGUAUAAGUUGCCGCAAGCGGAACAUGCCUGCCUUACAGCAAGCGAUGGCGGACCUGCCAAAGGAAACGCUGGUACCUUAUCAUCCCCCGUUCACCUUUACGGGCCUCGACUUCUUUGGCCCCUUCUAUUUUGUAGCAAUUUCUCGUGUAGUGAACAACAAUCGUGGUUUUCUUCAGCUGUUAGCUGCUUGGGACAAGCAUUGGAUUCAACAGCUAUGAACAACAGCUCUGAACCCAACCCAGCCACUACAGACUCGCUGAUAAAGAAACUAAGCUACAAUUCAAAGAAGUCCACAUUUACGUGGCGAGGUUCCUUCGAUGAGUUGAAAAUCUUUUGCUUCGAACUUUUAGAUAUAGAUUCCACCACGUGCUCGAUAACUCAAAACGAGCAAAGAAAAUCGAUAAAAGCAAAAUCCUUGACAGUGAAUUAUUACAAGACUGGGACGUUACAACUUCAAGGAAACAACGUUCAAUCAGCAAAGGAUAAACUUCGAGCAGCUAUGGACGGUGGUAAAACCAAUUGUGACCUGAACGAUGAAAGCGAAGAUGUUGUUAGCGACCGCCAUGUUGUUGUGGACGACGACAAAUCACAAGUGGACACUCCUGAACUCUCAGAGACAUCCAGCAACGAAACGGACCACUUUAUUAAACCUAUCUCCCCUCACUCUCUUGACGUAAAUAUUCUGAGUCUAAUUAACGACCUAAGGACUGAGGUAACCAAACUUUGGAGCUGUGUGCAAUCGACGCAAUAUGCAAAUAACUCGAAGACUUUGCAAGAACUUGAUGCUGUCAAGAACGAGAACCACACCUUACAACAAGAAUUACAAGCCGCUAGAGUUCACUACACCGAGCUACAGAAAGAAUUAAAAGCUAUUCGAGAAGAAAGAGAUUCAUUGAAACUAGCGCUUCAAAUAGUCUCCAAAGAUUUGUACCACAAUUCAUUUGCCAUGCAACCUGAUAACUCCCGCGUUGACACGGAGUACCAGGAUACUCAAGAUUUUGUUUUGGUGGGAAAAAAGAAGAAGACCGGUGACCAACAAAACCAGCCUUCGACAGAGACAAACCAAGACGGGAGACAUUCACAAUCGAAGACGUCGUCAUCAUGCCAAUUAAAUACAGAGCGAACAAAAGGGAACUCAGGUGGUGGCCGAAGUACUCAACGCAAGCAAAGAGAGGUGUUCGUUGUUGGUGAUUCCAUCCUAAAGAACCUGCAAGGAAGGAAAAUGUCAAGGAGUGCUAAGGUCAAGAUUUCCUCUUUUCCGGGAUGUUCGACUCAGGACAUGAGAGAUCACAUUAGACCUAUUUUACGGAAAAACCCAGACGAAAUUGUACUUCACGUUGGUACCAAUAGUCUUCGCUCAUCCACAUCCGCGCGCGAAUGUGCUGAGGAGAUCGUUAAUUUAGCCCACAUGAUAAGCGACGAAUCUUCGGCUAAAUUGUCGAUUUCUAGCCUUGUGUCUAGAGCAGACGAGGAGGCCCUUGGUGUCAAAGUCUCUGGUGUAAACAAGAUACUAAGGAAAUUUUGUAAUCAAAAUGACUGGGGCUAUGUUGACCAUUCCAACAUCUCCGCCGACCACGACUUAAAUAGAAGCGGUCUCCACUUGAAUGCAAAAGGAACUGCUCGAUUGGCUUCUAACUUUGUUAAAUUUUUAAAAUGAAGAGGAGAUUAGAAUACUGUCGAGCGGGAGUCCGACGAGGACAUGCUUUCAGGGAGUCCUGCAAGUACACUUUUAGUAAGGGUAAGCCAUCAAAAUUUUUAAAUUCAUUCGGUCGUGGUUUUGUCAUGGCAUCGCUUAACAUAAACAGUUUACUCGCUCAUAUUGACGACCUUAGGAUAUUUGUGACUGAUUCUAAAAUUGAUAUACUUGCAAUCAAUGAGACAAAGCUAGACAGUUCCAUUGGUGACUCCGAAAUAUCUCUACCAGGAUUCGAAGUCGUUAGGAGGGAUCGUCCGGUGAAUGGGAGAUGCGGUGGCGGUGUUUGUAUAUAUUUACGAAAUAACAUAAAUUAUCAUAUACGGCAUGACUUAAGUGAUAACCAACUCGAAUGCCUUGUUAUCGAAAUUACUAGGCCGCAUUCUAGACCCUUUUUAGUAAGCACGUGGUACCGACCUCCAAGUUCCUCCCAGGACAUUUUUAGUCGAUUUGAAAUCCUGGUGGAUAAAAUUGACUCGGAAAACAACGAUUUCUACCUGCUGGGAGAUCUGAACUGUGAUAUGUUGCACAAUCGGUCAAACUACCACAUUUCGUCCAAUUUAACGAAUAUAUUUGAUAUUUACGGAUUGAGCCAAAUGAUCUCUGAACCAACCAGGAUUACAUCAACAUCACGCACAUUAAUUGACCUUUGUAUAACUAAUUCUCCCGAAAAAAUUGUUAACUCUGGUGUCGUUCAUCUUGGGAUUAGCGAUCACUCACUGGUUUUUAUGACUAUAAAAAUACGUUAUGAACGUGUUGGCACGCACCGUACUAUCGAAACUCGUGAUUACAAAAAAAUUGACAGCGACAAAUUUUUAAAUGACCUUGUUCAACAGCCAUGGGAUUUAAUUAGCUUAGAACCAAAUCCAACUGCUAUGUGGGAUGCGUGGAAAACCCUGUUUAUGGAAAUUGUCGAUAAACAUGCCCCACUGAAAACAAAGCGGAUCUCAAAAAAACAUUCUCCGUGGAUUACAUAUGACCUGAUGCGUAAAAUCUAUAAACGAAAUUAUUUGAAAAAGAAAGCUAUUAUUGAAAACAAUGCGGCUAGUUGGGAACAAUACAAGCAAGCGCGGAAUGAAACUAACAAUGCUAUCAAAUCAGCCAAACGUCAGUAUUUUUUGCACAACUUAGAGUUGAAUAAAAAGAAUUCGUCCAAAACUUGGAAGCUAAUUAACGAACUGAGCUCGCGUAAAUCUUGCACAAACCGCAAUAUCACUGAAAUUAAAACAGAUAACGAAACUAUAAAUUCUGCGCCUGAAAUUGCAGAAGCUUUUAAUAACUUUUUCACCUCUAUUGGACCAAAUCUAGCCAGUAAAUUAUCACCUUCUAAUAUCGACCCUGAAAGUUAUUUACAACCCACUAAAACAGCCUUCUCCUUAAGGGCUCUUAGUGUCACAACUGUGUGUGAACUACUAAGUGAGCUUGACGAAAAGAAAGCCAUGGGAUUGGACGGAGUUCCUUGUAAACUUCUGAAAUUAGCCAGUUCCAUUAUUGGACCAUCAUUAACGAAAAUUUUUAAUAGCUGUAUAGAAACAGAAACCUUUCCAGAUGAAUGGAAAAUCGCCAAGGUGACUCCUAUCUUUAAAAAGGAUCAAAAUCUGACCUGAAUAACUAUAGACCAAUUUCUGUAUUGCCAAUUGUCUCAAAGCUAUUCGAGAAAAUUAUCUAUCAACAACUCUAUGAUUACCUAGAUAAAAACAAACAUUUGAAUACUUAUCAAUCCGGCUUUCGAUCGCUCCAUAGCACCAUGACGGCGCUACUUGAAUCAACGAACAACUGGUCUAUUAACAUAGAUAACGGCCUUUUUAAAUGGUGUGGUAUAUAUCGACCUUAAAAAGGCUUUUGACACCAUUGACCAUGCAAUUUUGUUACAUAAACUUGCAAACUAUGGACUUGAUCUGGGUUCCCUACGAUUCUUUGCCUCCUACCUAGGUAACAGGAGCCAGAAAUGUUAUGUUAAUGGCGUAUUGUCCAGUGCAAGCGAACUAAGAUGCGGAGUCCCACAGGGUAGUAUUCUCGGUCCUUUGUUCUUCUUAAUCUAUAUAAACGAUCUUCCAAACUGCCUUAAUUCAGCAUGCGCUAAAAUGUUCGCAGAUGAUACAACUAUUACCAUUUCUGGUUCCUCUCUAGCUGACCUUGAACAAGAGACUAACUUAGAACUACUGAACCUUCACUGUUGGCUAAAAGCCAAUAAGCUUAGUCUUAAUGUUGCGAAAACCGAGUUUAUGGUUAUUGGCUCUCGCCAGAAGCUUCUCGCGGAAAGCCAUAACGAAAUAAACAUCAAACUAGAAGACCAAGUUAUCAGCAAUGUUGAUCACGCAAAAUCAUUAGGUCUCAUUAUUGACAAUCGGCUUUCCUGGUCUAAUCAUGUUAACGAAUUGUGUAAGAAGGUAACUUCGGCUAUUGGUGCCCUUAGACGUAUUAGGCCCCUUAUCUCCCAAUCUACUGCGGUACUAGUCUAUAACUCCUUAAUUCAACCUCACUUUGAUUACUGUAGCCUUGUUUGGGAUGGCUUAAGUGAUCAACUGAGUGAUAAAUUACAAAAGUUACAGAACCGUGCAGCUAGAGUAAUUUUAAAGGCCAACUAUGGGACUAGCUCGAGCCUGCUUCUUGAUAUACUCAAAUGGGACAAAUUAGUUAUAAGGAGAAAGAAGCAUAAAGCAAUAAUGAUGUUUAAAUCUCUAAAUGAACAAGCUCCAGUGUACUUGCAGAACCUAUUUCACGAACGAAGCACAGACUAUGAUUUGCGCAAUUCCUUUCAUAAAUUGACGUUGCCCAGGCCGCGUACUAACUACUUGAAACGAAGUUUCAGUUACAGCGGUGCUUUGUUGUGGAACUCUUUACCCGAAAAUGUGAGAGAAACUAAAUCAGUCAGGAAAUUUAAAGAGCAAAUCAAACAUGUAUUUGAGUCGUCGGACUCUCACUCGGCAGUCUUGUAAAACAGUAUGUCGAUAGUUUUUAGUCUAAUUAAUUGUGAUUAGAUUUUUACUCUAUUAUUACUGAAGAUUUUACCGAGUUUUAAAUAAAAAAUCUACCUACCUACCUACCUACCUAUGUGAAGCGCGCUCGUAGCGUUAUCAAAGUGUAUGGGUGCAUAUUCGUGUGCUUUAACAGCCGGGCAGUCCACAUCGAAGAUGUUAGUUCCUUAGAAACAGAUACGUUUAUUUUGGCUCUCCGCUGGUUCAUCUCUGUUCGCGGCUGCCCUAAGGAAAUCUGGUCAGAUAAUGGCACGAAUUUUACUGGCGCUGAGAGGGUACUUCGGCGUUCGGUUCGAAAACUGAAUGAAGAACAAAUCAAGAGAGAGCUACAUUCGUACGAUUCGGAUUGGUUCAAAUAUGUGUUGCCAAGGUGGCGUUUCCAACCCCCUACCGCGAGCCACAUGUCAGGCGUGUGGAAGAGGCUUAUUAGAAGUGUGCGGAAGGCUAUGAAUGCUGUCUUGAGCAAACCAGGCGCUACAAUCCCUUUGGAAACCCUGCGCACCGUAUUCGCCGAAGUCACGUCCAUUCUAAACAGUCGUCCCAUUUCCCCAGCAAGUGAUGAUCCAAGUGACAUGGAGCCACUCACUCCAAACCACCUACUUCUACAGCCGCGAAAUCUCGCCAUACCCCCAGGUGUCUUCGCCAAGGAAGAGCUCUACUCACGCAAGCAGUGGAGACAUGCGCAAUUCCUUGCUAACUGUUUUUGGUCGCGAUGGGUUCUAGAGUACGUGCCCACCUUACAGCAACGCCACAAGUGGCUACUAAAUAAGAGGAAUUUAGCGGUGAAUGACCUGGUUCUUGUGGUGGACAAAACUGUGCCGAGAUCCCGCUGGUUGCUGGGUCGCGUAACGAAAGUGUUUCCUGGUGAAGAUUCACGUGUCCGCACCGCCGAAGUGAAGGCAAAGGACUCUUCUCUUACUCGUCCUGUGACCAAGCUGUGUCUCCUUGAAGAAGCUGCGUGACGGGUUUGCCGUAGAGUGCACUGAACGUUGCAAGAUUAAGCUGAAAACAUUGUCGUGAACUAACAGUCGCUUUAGAACUUUAACAUUCAUUAGUGAUUGUCUACGGGGGCUCGUUCAGCCCUACCCCCCGGGAUGUUGAGGCCAAUCCUCAACAAGAGAACAAUUUUGAUUUCCUAAGUCCGUUCCAUUCCAUUUUUGUAAUUCAUACUCCCAGCAUGCUCAGUGAGCGCGUCUCAGUGUCGUCGUGUAGCGAGAAAGAAACCAUGUGCUUUGUAACGCGCUAGUCGCCGGGAGUUUCUCAUCGUAUGGUGAGUCUUAGGAGCUCGUGUAUUUCCAAAUCCCGUUCCAACAGUGAUUAAGUGUUUGUUUUGUAGGUUUUUACUUGCGAGGUGAAGCUUGUUAGCCAAAGAUGAGACUCCAAUUCCGAUCCUGUUGUGUUGUUAAGAAAAUAUGCUGAGUGUGCAACUCUCGAUUAUUAAACUUGUGUUCAAGAACCCUUAUGGUGUGAAGGCGCGUUUUGUCCCCUAGACAUGAGGUUUACUAUUUUUGUUGAAAUUCGCAUCGCCUGUGGGAUGCGUGUGGGCUCAUUGCGGAGAGGUGGAAACUCGAUUUGGCUAUGAGUAGGGUGUGAAGAAUUGAGAUCGAGGAGGACAUCCUCCGAUUGAGGUUCUGCGAUGGACGUUUUUGUAGCUAAUGAAUCAACACUGGGUGUUUUUUUGUUUUUCGUAUUCUCUGGUGACUUAGAAUAUAUGUUAUACAUCAUAUUUGAUCUGCGGAUAAAGUGAUGAAGUGAAUUUCAUCCUGCAAUAUAAGUGGUUGAAAAAGACCCCUAUCCACUCGAUCCCUAACAUUUAAGACGACAGGACUCAACACUCUAUCCAUUGAGCUAAUUAAGCCAACUGGGGGAAAGUAGGCUAUUGCGAGUUCGUAAUAUACACGAUGGUGGGAAUGUAUUAAAAUGACUCCCAAUUAUGAAAUAAGUUAUGUAUUUGAACUGCUUUUCGUACUCUUUAACAGGUGGCUGAUCCAAAAGAAGACCGUGUUAGUGAACUCGCGUCAACAGGACCUGAUCAUGAGUUAAUGAUUGAUACCGCUUCACCACCAGAGGAGAUCAAGGAGCGUACUAUACAGUUGAUAAAUUAUAUGAAAGGUAAAGAUGUUAAGGCUGAAGAAUCUGUUACCAGUAUUGAACUGUGGGAUUUUGCUGGACAACACCUGUAUUAUGCAUCCCAUCCUGUCUUUUUAUCAUCACGUGCGCUGUACAUCUUAGUGUGCAACCUCAGCAAGUCAUUGCAUGACAUAUCCAAGCCCUGUGUGAGACAAGGAUCUCGUAAUGUUGAAUUGGAAAACCCAAAUGGAGAGACUAAUCUUGAGAACUUAUUGUCUUGGCUUUCCACGGUGCAUAGCGUCGCACAGAUGAGAAGAGAAACCUGUGAUGAUGUAGAAGAAACGGUGCCUCAUCAUUUGCGUCCCCCAGUGAUCAUUGUAGGAACUCAUGCAGACAAACCAUUUGAAGACAUUGCAACAAUGAAAACGGAUAUCCAGAACGCAAUUGCUGGUAAGGACUAUGAAGGACAUGUGGUGCGGCCCAUCUUCAGCAUUGACAACACUGCGAAAUUACUUCAAAAUAAGAUCAGAAGUGUUUUUAGGAAAGACGAAAACAUUGAUGACAUCCAAGCUCUACAAGUCAAAAUCAUGGAAGUGCUAAGACAGGAGCCUUACUUUGGGGAGGAGAUACCUGUGAGGUAAAUAAUGGUUUUUAAAAACAAGAACACAAUUCCAUUAAAAUUAAUAAUAAUUUCAUCGGUAACUCAGUGACUCUGACGUGACACUAAAGCGUGUCCAAAACAGGGUGUUACCAAACUUAGACUUAAGACAUAAGAGCCCCUAAAAUCGGAUCCGUCGCCGAGAAGUGUAAGUGAAAUUAUAACCGAAGUUAAAGUAUAAACUGUCAAAUUAUCUUCUGUCCGAUCCUUUCCACGGAAGUUUUGGUCAAACUGAGCGGUAAAUUUUAGGGGUCUUAGUUUUCGUAGUUUCGAAAACAAAGACCGGUCGUAGUUUUCGUUAUUAUGAAACUGAACUAGGACCCCCAAAAGCGAACCGUAAAAUAUAUAUGAAGUCGGAUUACGACCGUUCAAACACUACAUGAUGCCGCAAAACUAAUAAAAACUAUCAUCAGCUCGAUCCGCGUCUAAUUUGCACACAUGUCAAUUUAUUUUUGCGGACUGGCGAUUCUUUGUGUUUUGCUGUUAGGACAGAUUGGUUUUUCUCGCUGGGAAUUAAUUUUUGCGAUUUUCAAAAAGUAACCAGUACACUCAGGGUGUAAUAGAAACACAUAUUUUCGAACAGUAUUACAUUAUGCGUACCCUGUGUAAAACCGGUAAUUCAUUGUAUUAAUACCGUUUUGUUUCUGAAUGAAAGAGGCAAGUUGUAAUCGAACAGACACGAUUUCUUAGUACUGUAUCUUUGCGGAGUGAAUUUACGUGAGAGAAUAUUUACUCUGGAGUAAAUUUUUGCGGUAACUUCAGUUUUCUUUGCGGGAACUUAUUUUUGCGGAUCGAUGGAAAAAUUGCAAAAAUUAGAACCCGCGAAAAUUUGGUGCCACACAGUAUCCUCAUUAUCGCUUUCGGAAACGUUACCGCGGGUAGAGGGCAGGCACGGAGGGGUACAACGUUCAUGAUUUUUCUGGUGGGUAUGUGCUGCCGGGUGCCCAAAUUUUGACCCUGUUUUAUAAAGAAUACCCUUUAGGCUAGUAGCUCAAUUUUAAACACACUGUUCUAGAUUUUAGUAACUUUCCAAAGCCCUCCUUUUUUGAAAAACAAAGUUAUUUCGUUGCCUUUUCGACUUAAACUUCGACUUCGACUCAAAAUACGACAAUUUUGUCUUUUUCUGUUUGGAGCGCAAAGCACGAAUGCAGAGUAAUAAUAAUAGACAGUACUUCAACUGAAUAACUAGUGGCCCUCAAACUAAAAUUGUAAAACAAAAAUAAAAUUAAGUAACCAAAAUACACAUCGUUAAAGAAAGAGAACUAUAAAUUUAUAUAAAUGAAAUACGGUAUUACUCGACAAUUACUUUACCACAGCCUACGACACGCAACAGGGGUUCAACAGUUUGUUUAUUUUUUAUUUUUCGUUUUAUGGCUGUUAGCAAUUUGAAACUUUCAUGAGUUCGAAAUCUUGUAUCCCGUUGUAGGUGAAAGGAAAAAAAUAUUUCACCCCGUUUUAAAUCAGGAAUCUCAAACUCACUGCCCCGUAUAGCUAUAGCUCCCCCGUAUAGCUAUUUUUGGGGAAUGCCCCUCCACUGGGUUCGGGGGUGGGGGGGCUUUCCACCCCGGUCAAACGUUUAAAACCAUUUUCCUUUCAUUAAGCGAGAUUUAGUCGACUCAGUCGCUGUCAAGUUAAAAUAAGACGAAUGUGCUUUAACUAAUGUCGAAAACCAAUUGGCUCUUUUCACUGAAAAUACCUCCUAGGGCUAAGCAGACUUCUGUCGACAAAUGGCGCGCACAAGUUCCCGGGUCCUAUUUUCAAAUGAACCUUUUAAAUGUCAACGUUAGAUUUUUAGCCGGUAACUCUCUCAGACUAUUUCUCUGUGCCCCCACCCUACCCCGAAACUCCCUUUUAACUUUUCCCUCGGUUUCUGGUGAUCUCCGGGGUGGCAACGAUAAAAAUAAACUCUCGGGAAAACGUAAUAUAGCAUAUACUCUUUUUUUUGCCCUUUUUGUGUGAUGUCUACCGAUAACCCAGUUGAUGAUCGAAAGCGAUUUUGAUAAUAUUCAGGUAAUGCAAUUAGGGUUGCAGCGACAUGUCAGUCGCCAACGAAGACAAAAAUCUAUCCACAGCGGAAUGCCGCUUUUACCAAAAUUAUCGAUAAAUCGGGAUAAAGCAUGUUUUCAGUGUACAAUUUACACAUACGUAUUCUAUGGCUUUCAUCCUUAUGUCUGCCUGAAUUUAUAUGUCUACAAAUUAGAAGAAGCGAAUCGAGCCGAUGAUAGUUUUCAGUAGUUUUACGGAAUAUAUAGAUAGAGGAUAUUACACGGUGGCGCGAAGAUAUGAAUUUUAUUUUCGAGUGGCAAAACAAUAUUUUACGAACGAGCGCAGCGAGUGAGUAAAAUAUUGUUUUUGCCACGAGAAAAUAAAAUUCAUAUCUUCAACCCGCCGUGUAAUGUUCUUUUUUAUUAUAUAGACAAAAUGAUAUCGAUAAACUAAUAGAUUUUUAUUCGCCAAAAAAAGUAAUCGUGACGUUUCAAAUUUACAGUAGAGAAAUAUAAGACACUGUUUACAAUGGUCAUCAGAAAUAACACUGAGCUGAAUAGGGCUCUACAAUGACAAACUAUCAGCAAAGCUUUGAAAAAUGUGUAAGUAAAAUUCAAAAGACGCAAGACGCCUACAAAUUUCGGAUGGAAAUUACGGAAAUCACGUCAUCGAUAAACUCACGUGUGAGAUUAUGGAAAAUAAACCACUCGGGUCCCGGAUGUAGUUUUUAUGAAUUUUACGAGUGGUAUAUUUUCCAGUAAAACACUCGUGUCUAUAUAAUAAAUAACUAUUAUUCACCGAAGUGGAGGUGGCUAGUGGUGGUUAUUUACCGAGGACGCGAAGUGGCGAGGUAAAUAUACCCAACCACUAGCCACCUCCACUUCGGUGAAUAAUUGUUUCAGUAUUAGUAUAUACUAAAACAGUGAGAUAAUUGAGCACAAAAAUGAUGAUUUUUAACUCAUUUACUGUUGCCAACGAGUACAAUUUUGGCACGCAAUGACCGAACGGCCGCGGUCGUCGCUUUUUCUUGCCGACAAAUAAGACUUUUGAAGGCGUUUGUUUCGCUCUUGUGGGGAAAUUUCUUCAAAAGGAGAUGUGAAUUCUUUUUGUUUUUAAAAUCAUUCUGUAAAAAAGAUUAUUAAAUUUAGUUUUAAGCUUAUUUAUGAACAACUCAACUAAACAAGGUGACCACUUGAGACCCCACUUAACGCUAAUAGGCCUCUUGCAAUAGUUGCUCACGUGAUCAACUUUCUGUAAACAUGUAAAUAGUUCGCUUUUGGACAAUUCUGUUGCAGGAACUGAAAGAGCAUGUUAAAAUUAAGUAACCUUUGGAUUUUUCAGCUGUAUAUCUAAAAGUAGCGAUCGCAACGUAAGCGGCCCGCGAAUAUUAGAAGGAAUUGUGUGAGAAAAACAACUCUCGCCACCCAGUCACGCUUGAAUAGUUUUGCAUACAAAUCCUUGUAAAUUUCGAUACUUAUGAACUGUCGCUACGUUUUUCCCUUACGCAGUUAAGGACUCAAAUCGCCUGUUUAGAAUAAAAGGGAGAUUUGAGCCCCAUAAUGCUUCAGGAAAUAAUUUACGACAGUUUGAAAAUUUCCAAAUUUACAAGGGUUUGUAUUGAAAACUGGAUGGCAAGAGUUGUUUUCUCUUCUAAUUUUGGCGGUCGUUGCGAUCGCUAUUUUUAAGAUAUAAGGCUGAAAAUUGACAGGUUACCUGAUUUCAAUACGCUUUUUCAGUUCCUACUGACCAUAUUUUCAAAAAGCCAACUGUUUUCGUGUUUACAAGAAGUUGAUCAUGCGAUCAACUAAUGCAAAACCUAUUAAACCAGCUGUUUUAGGUAAGCCUAUAUUUAUCUUAUUUUUACUUUAGAAAGACCACAAGCAAUAACUACAGUAUGUUCUCCAGUAUCCGGACACUUCAGUUUAACAUUGCAAUAACUUCCCUUUGUUAGUCGCAAGAGCUCGGAAAUUUGGCCCAGCCGGAGAAAAUCUAUUUAGUCCUUAAUAUGACGAAAGAUAAUUAACUUUUUUACGUUUCUUUCCACCGCGAAAUUAAUAUUUUUUCAUGAGAGCUCCUAGGUUGCCCAGUAUCAGGCCAACUGGCCCAUUAUCCAGCCACAACAAUAACAACGUAAUUGUACGUAAAUUGUACGUACAGGCAAGCGACUAAUAAGCUUCUCUUGCACUUGCAAAGUAGUCUGGCAAUCGAUUCGAAAAAUAUAAAUCGAUCUGGGAACCUAGCAUCGUGAAAUAAAACAUAACAAGUGACUGGGGUAUGGUGGGGACGGCGAGCGGCUGUUAAAUGGUAUAGUUCUUAUUUCCUUGUCUAGGAACUUUUUCACUGAUUUAAGGAACGCAUCCGUGGACAAGCCAAAGCAGCGGUUUGCAAGCUCAAUUAGCCCAUCUGCAAAGCGGUCUUUUUCUUCAUUUUUUGUUGAAAAAAAAAAAAAAAACUGGCGAAGGGACCUCAAUCUGAGUCAAAGGUCACUCUCCUAUUUAGUCUGACCUACAGUGUUGAUUUCGUCAUGCUCAGUCCCCACAUUUGGCCUGAUUUUUCUACUACUAAUUCCUCCUUCUUUUACACCUGUCAAUCCCGUUGAGACAUUUUUCAGACCGUUGCAACCCCAUUCUAGCAGUCACAACUGGGGAAAGUAUGAGAAUUCCCGGUUUAACUCCGUCGCUUUCAGUUAUAUAUAGAAAAUGCAGUCACGCGAAAUAAGCCGUGCACACGAAAUCAAGUCGCCUCUGAAUGAGUGAAGAAAAUAGAAUUUCCAUAAGGAGUUGAGUAGAAUUACAUUUUACGAUUAUAUCAUAUAUCCUAAGCUUUAAUUAUAGUUAAAGAUAUGAAAUAAAUCUUAUCCGGAUAAUGUACGCAGCUAAUUCACCGAUUCUGUACAGCAAAGAAAAAACUGUCUGGAUACUGGGCAGCUGACAUUGAUACAUGGUGAAAGUUUGCGGCCUCCGUUAUUCCAAACAAAUCGAAUUUCAAGAAGAAUUAAUAAAAUUUCUGAGAACCUGACGUCUUUAAAUGUCUUCACUUUAAAUAUAAAACAGUCUCUUUGAAAAUAUCACAUGUUACCUACCCUUUUCUGAGCAGCACUAAUUUUACUGCGCAGUAAACAGCGUGAUAUUAGCCAUGAAAAGUUUACUCACCUGAACAGAACGGCUUCUUCUGCGACUGUUUCGCAGCUUUAAACUCGCCAAAACUUUUAUCUUAAAGCUGAAAUGUUCAGCUUUCAUUCGAAAUACUUCGUUUACCGAGAAAAGUGAAAAGAGCGCCUCAAAAACUGAGUUUUUGUUUAAGUGGCUGGAUACUGGUACCGUCCGGAUACUGGGCAACAUACGGUAAUGAAAAAUCUCUAACUUUGCACAUGACCGCUAAACAAAUUCCAAACGUCUUGGCGACUUUUGCUGCAACGUUAGUCGCCACUUUUUGCUAUAUGGCGACCAGAAUGUUCACAGCUUGGAGCGAUUUUCUUUAGUGAUGUUUACCGCUUCGUUUUGGAACGUGUGCUCUGUAUUGUAGUCGGUGCAAGUAUAGUGUGCAGUGACAUGGGUACUAUAACGCGCGCUAUUUAGUUUCUCUUUGUUUUUAUAAACUAGGUGGCUGAACUUUGAAAAAGUCCUCAACGCUUUACUUUCCAAGCCCAAGCCAGUUUAUUACCUGAGUAUAACGAAGCUACGGACCCAUGCCAAGGAGAAGUGCUUCAUCCAUAGUAAGAAAGAGUUUACCACCAUGGUGAAUUUCUAUCAUGACCUGGGGGUAAUUAUCAAGCACCGUAGCACAGCCAUCUUGAGUACCCAGUGGCUGAUAGACUUGUUCGGGCAGCUGAUCACUAUUCCAGAUUUUGAAGAAAUGGUAAGAAAUACAUUUUAA
Messenger RNA from Porites lobata, 44366 nucleotides. Lineage: Eukaryota; Metazoa; Cnidaria; Anthozoa; Scleractinia; Poritidae. The record is from the annotation of a GenBank genome assembly.